Messenger RNA from Trichophyton verrucosum HKI 0517, 1587 nucleotides. RefSeq lists its product as uncharacterized. The transcript has a single exon. The coding region runs from base 1 to 1587 and encodes 528 amino acids. The record is from RefSeq and is a predicted model, not a curated record. Lineage: Eukaryota; Fungi; Ascomycota; Eurotiomycetes; Onygenales; Arthrodermataceae.
AUGCCUCGUCCGGCGGCGAAACGAGCCCGAGCCACACGCAGCAAUCAACCUCCUGCACAAACGACCAAAGCAACGACGAGGGGAAGACCCAAGCAAAAGAUCUCUGGAGGACAGUCCGAAGAGUGUACCACAAGCACAAAGUCAGCGCCGAAAUCUAGAGUCACCUCUAGGAAAGAUACUAAUAGUUCGGACCUGGAGGGGCGAAGCGAUGAACUACAAGAUGAGAGCUUGGGGUUGGUGCAGAGAGAGCGGGAACGGGACUCAUUUGGUAGCCAAACUCCCGUCAGAGACCGCCAGCAGGAAAAUGCUCCUUUAUCUGGUGGCGUUGGUAUGGGGACGUCGUUGAGAUUGCAAGGAUUCCCGGGUAGCGCGAGAAGGGAUAUGAAUCCACGGGGGCACACGCCUGCCUUCGAGAGCUCAAUAUUAAGCGCAUUCCGACCGCGUCCAAGGCAGCCGAGUAUAUUACAACUUGUGGGGGAUGACUCCUUGGACCUUGGAUCAUCCGAAUUUGGCUCUGAUGACCUGUUAGGCAGCUUUGACCCUGAGGACGUGUCUACACCGCUUCCAGCAAAGAGGAGAAAGUCACUAAACCAGGCUGAUAUCACUCCCACAGUUACCAAGAAGACACCAAAAUUACCACAGGUGUUUGUUGAAGUCCCCAUACGGCAUGAUCUUGUCUCAGAUAAGAGAAUAUCGGAUGAGCCGCCUGCUCUUGUGCAAACUUUGGGUGAACAACACGCUGAUGAAGCGCCAGAAGAGCCAGAGGAUAUCGACGAUCCUCAAGAGCAGGAACCUGCCCUCGAUGAAGUUCAGUCCGAGAUACCUGUGGCUGUAGAUGAGGAUGGCAAGGACGAUGAUUGUUCAUCUGUUGGAUCUGUGGACUCUCUACCCCCCAUGAAUUUCGCCAUAGAAACACCACCACAACGCAGGCGGCAGACAACCACUCUGGCACCGCCAGAAAGUAGUGUAGGAUCUAUUACACCUCCUGCUUCGACUCCAGAGAGUUCUGCAAACCAGAAACCAAGCCCUCCGCCUUCGAAGCCUACCCAUUUGUCUACGACCUCGCUGCAAGAUGCCUUACUUCCACGACGGCGUCAACGAGGUAAAGGCCAACCUAAUAAGAGGAGCAAGCGUUCUCGUGCUGGAGGUAAGGACUAUGUGCUCUCAGCUUCAGGUUCAGAGGAUGAGCUCAACUAUACCGGAGGGCAACAAGACGACACAUCCGCAGGCCGGCAGAGGAACACAAAGCGAUCACAGCAGAACCAAGCCCGAUUCAAGCUACGAGAAAAGCCUCAGAAUACAUCGCAGCCCAAGAGAGGACGCGGUAAAGCUGCUACGGUAUCUUCUCAACCAAGGAAGAGUUCAACGCCGAAGAAGACCUAUUCCCGCCUCAGUACGACGGGCGGCGAUGCAGACUGGGAUAAGGAGAACCAGCUCGACGAGGAGGCUGGGACAUCACCAGAGCGAGAGAUAGUAGCUCCUGUUAUGAGCGAGGAGUUGCUGCUCCAGAAGAAGAAGUUUGCUGAGAUCGAUGAAUGGUCCAUCGACUUUGAAGAGGUCCUUGACGACGACGGCGAGGCGUACUAG